GGUUUGAUUACUGAACACCUUUUCUCGCGUCAUGGACGCGGCACGCGUCUUCCGUUUCCCGGUGACUUUCCUCCAGCAAACCACUAAACCAUCACAACCAAAUUUUGACAUCAGACAUCUUGAAAGUCAUCUCAUAUCUGUAGUGCUACAUUAUCAUGGCUUCGGAUCCAGCAUCGCAGGUCUCGAUUGGAGCUCUUAGCGCUAUCUUCGAUGAGACCAAGCCCCAGAUACAGGAACCUAUUGUUCAGUGUGUUCAGAUUAAGCCACUGCCGCCCCAGCAGAACAACCAAGAACGUUUCAGGGCUGUCUUCAGCGAUAUUUCAAAUUAUGUCCAGACUAUGCUCGCUACUCAAUUGAACCACAAGGUGACAAGUGGCCUGCUUCGCAAAGGAUGCUUUGUCAGGCUGAAGUCAUUUCAGGCAAAUGCUGUGAAAGGAAAAAAGAUUCUCAUUAUUCUUGACCUGGAUGUUCUCCAAGACUUGGGUGAAAGCGAGAAACUCGGAGAACCGCGACCGUUAGAGAGUAAGGGCGAAGAAGAAGAAAAAGCACAACCAACAACAAUAUCGAGUAAUGGGUUUUAUGGCUCUAAGCCCCAAGCUGCACCAGUGCAGUCUAAUCACCGAACGCAAACGACUCGGACAGGUCUUCCUUCAGCAGCUCAUACAACUAUCUAUCCAAUCGAAGCCAUUUCCCCAUACUCGCACAAAUGGACAAUCAAGGCUCGCUGUACAAGCAAAUCAACCAUCAAAACGUGGCACAACAGAAAUACGGAAGGUAAAUUAUUUAGCGUAAACUUGUUGGAUGACAGCGGUGAAAUCCGCGCAACAGGGUUCAAUGAUCAGUGUGACAUGCUCUACGAUGUCUUCCAGGAGGGCAGUGUUUAUUAUAUCUCGAACUGUCGUGUCCAGAUCGCCAAGAAGCAAUUCACAAAUCUGAACAACGACUACGAACUAACCUUUGAAAGAGACACUGUUGUUGAAAAGGCGGAAGACCAGAGCGAUGUGCCACAAGUGCGGUUCAAUUUUACUACAAUUGGCGAUCUCCAAUCAGUGGAAAAAGACACUACAAUUGACGUUAUCGGCGUGCUGAAAGAGGCUGGCGAAGUAUCUCAAAUCGUCUCAAAGACCACAAGCAAACCCUAUAACAAGCGUGAAUUGACCCUUGUUGACAAUACCGGGUACUCAGUCCGGUUGACUGUCUGGGGCAACACAGCAAUGAACUUUAACACCCUACCCGAGUCAGUGAUGGCGUUCAAGGGUGUUAAGGUUUCCGACUUCGGAGGACGAAGCCUAAGUCUGCUGAGUUCAGGUUCGAUAACAGUAGACCCUGAUAUCGAAGAGGCUCACAAGCUUAAGGGCUGGUAUGAUGCACAAGGAAGGGAUGGUGCUUUCACGUCCCAUGCCUCCAUGUCGGGUUCAGCGACGUCCGCCGCAAGGCCUGAUCACUUUAAGACCAUUGCCCAGAUCCGGGAAGAGCAACUGGGAAUGUCUGACGAGGCAGUCUACUUUUCACUAAAGGCGACUGUUAUCUACAUCAAGCAAGACAACAUAUGUUACCCCGCAUGCCUUUCAGAAGGCUGCAAUAAAAAGGUGACGGAGCUUGAUCCUGGCCAAUGGCGUUGCGAGCGUUGCGAUAAGACACACCCGCGACCAGAAUAUCGCUACAUAAUGCUUGUUAAUGUUAGCGACCAUACUGGUCAACUUUGGUUGAGCUGCUUUGACGACGUGGGAAGACUGAUGAUGGGCACGACGGCAGAUCAGUUGAUGGAGCUGCGACAGGCAGACGAAAGAGCGGCGGGUGAACUGUUUCAAGACGCCAAUUGCCGUACGUGGAAUUUCCGAUGCAGGGCUAAGAUAGAUCACUUUGGUGACCAACAGCGAGUUCGAUACCAAGUAUCAUCGGCCAGAUCAAUCAACUACACCGAGGAAGCUUCACGCCUGGCAGAACAGAUUGACUCGUAUAAUUUGUCUUGAAGACAUUCAUUAUUCAGACCGAUGCACUACUCUGAUUUGCUUUCAGUAAAUCAGCCUAAUAAUCAACCUGAGUUUGCGAAUGUGAUUUCAUUUAUCAUGAGCAUAACUGACAUGCCCGCGCCUGACUUCAAACUGCCAGGGCUCGCAUCCGUCGUUGUGUUCUAGUGAUCAAUCCCAAUUAUAAUACAUGCCCC
Molecule: messenger RNA, 2167 nt
Organism: Aspergillus japonicus CBS 114.51
Lineage: Eukaryota; Fungi; Ascomycota; Eurotiomycetes; Eurotiales; Aspergillaceae
Product: replication factor A subunit protein RFA1
Exons: 7
Coding region: 156-1973 (605 amino acids)
Biological process (GO): DNA repair; DNA replication; DNA recombination
Cellular component (GO): nucleus
Molecular function (GO): DNA binding
Source: RefSeq, a predicted model, not a curated record